Molecule: messenger RNA, 2157 nt
Organism: Fusarium verticillioides 7600
Lineage: Eukaryota; Fungi; Ascomycota; Sordariomycetes; Hypocreales; Nectriaceae
Exons: 8
Coding region: 1-2157 (718 amino acids)
Biological process (GO): regulation of DNA-templated transcription; DNA-templated transcription
Molecular function (GO): zinc ion binding; DNA-binding transcription factor activity, RNA polymerase II-specific; DNA binding
Source: RefSeq, a predicted model, not a curated record
AUGAACGUGGACCCAAACGAGAGCGAUGGAGAAGAAAACGCCGUCUCGGGAACGCGUCGAGUUCCCGAGCAUAAGCUCUCUUGUGACCAGUGUAGACAAAGAAAGAUCAAAUGCGACCGUGAAAAUCCUUGUGGACCGUGCCAACGAAAGAGUAUUCGUUGUUCGUUCCCCACUGGCUUCAAGCCUCGAGCAAAACGUCAGCAGGUCCUGGUAUCAGAUGGCUAUGAAUCCAAACUGGACGCCAUUUCGCAAAAGCUUGAUCGCAUAAGCCUCGCUGUCGACAACAUCGCUUUUUCUCCUCAACAAUUACAAGGAGGCUCGUCAGCUGCUCACACUGCCAUUAGUUCACACGUCACCCCAAAAUCCCAUGCGAGCUCCCCGUCGUGUAAUGUCAGAACAAGCCAGGAGAAAGCCCCAGAGUUCGAAGGCGAUGUCACUUUGACGACACAAGCUACAUUUGCGACGAACUUCUUGCAACAAUUUGUUGACAGCAACCAGCCAUCGCAAACGCUUCCGGAGAUAAAGAGUCACUUAGACGCACUACGAAAGAUAUUGGCGAGCAAGGAUGUCACGGCUGACGAGACGCGUCUUGUUGAUACGCAACGGAUAUUGUCCCCUCAAGAACAUGGAGGGUUUCAGCUUCCUCCUGUCAACCUGGCCAUGAUGGCUGUACAGAGACUGAGAGAGUCUCCCAGGUUACAGCUAUUCUGGCGCGCAGAGUUUCACAGCAUCAGUCAAUUUGUCGAGUAUCUCAUGACAGUUUACUUCGGCAAGCCUACCCUUGCUGAUCUCAUUGUUACCCAUGUUGGCUUGGUAAGCCUAUUGCACGAAUGUGACAACGUCGAGACUGAACAAGUUCUCAAGAAUGAGUUUGCAUCUCAGGCGACGCUCUGUCGACAAAAUCUGGACUCUAUCCUGGCUGGUCUUCCCUUCAAUAUGCCCUGCACACCCGAUUACAUACUUGCCCUGUUUAUGGCCUCAUCCUACCAUCUCGAGAAUUGCCGGAUUUCUAUGUCCUGGAAUACUCUUGCUGCGGCAGUACAGAUGUGCCAGACGCUAGGCUUCACCCGUGAAAAUCUCCCAAAGCCAGAGUCUGGAGAGGCAAAGCAGCGACGGGCUAAAUUAAUCUUCUAUAUCCAUCUUUGCGACAAGAUGCUUGCUUUGAGGCUGAGUCGGCCAGUCUUGAUACGAGAUGGAGAAAUUACUAUUAACUUUGAGGCUUUAGAAAAGGAUAGGGGAGACGGACCUACCCCGAUUAUUGCGAAAUGGGCAUGGUUUUGCAGCCUUCAAGGAAGAAUCUAUGAUAUCCUCUACAGUCCGGGGUCUUUGCUUCAGCCAGAUGUUGAGAGAGAGACGAAUGCGAGGAGAUUAGCGGCUGAGAUGGAGCAGUUGUUCCAAACAAAGAGUGUGGCAGAGGAGCACUUAUUUGAGUCAAUCGGGGCAAGUAUCGGCGAAAACCAGAGCGAGGUCUUCCGCAGGACCGAUAAGGUAGCAUACUAUUCCACGCGCUGUCUGGUAUUUAGAGCAGUGAAACCUGCGUCUAUGACAUCCUCUGCGUUUUGCGACGAAUGCCUAGAAGCAGCAAAGAAUGGUCUUGAGCAACACAGGAUUUGUUUGUCAAUGCUCAAGAACGUUGAAGCCAUCAUCUUUGAGUUCUACAUGCACUGGGGUCUUAUGGCGGUCCCUCUGGUGCCAUUCAUAGUCUUGUUUUGCCAUGCUAUCGAGACCUGCGACCCGACUCACUUGGAGCCGCUCGCAGCCGUGGUUGAAACAGUCGACAUGAUACCCCCAGAUCUUCCAAAUGUUUACAGAAAGCAACUUCAUCUGUUCAAGCUCAUGUAUGAAGUCGCAUGCAAGUAUGUGGGCUCGAGGGCCAAUAACCCUCAAGUCCAGGUGUCAGGGCGCAUACCUGAUACACCAUUUGAGAUGCUGUUCUUCGAGGCAGGAGUUCCUGUGCCCAGUCACCUGAACAUGCAGACAAACCUUCAGAGCUUUAAUGAUGGAACACACCUUGCAAAUGAGGUUAAUUACGGAGGCUUACCAACAGGACAAGGGGGGAAUAUGGUGGAGGGUGGCUUUGACCAUAACAUGGAGCUGGGGAACUGGUUUGAGCAAAACCAGGAGAUAUUUAUGAUGCUAGACAACAACCAAUCAUAG